Cucurbita pepo subsp. pepo (vegetable marrow) is the source of this 600-nucleotide messenger RNA. Lineage: Eukaryota; Viridiplantae; Streptophyta; Magnoliopsida; Cucurbitales; Cucurbitaceae. The record is from RefSeq and is a predicted model, not a curated record.
AAAGGAAAGAACAAGGAAGCAUCCCUUCAAGUCUCCCAAGAACCAAAAUGGCUUCUCAAAUCCCAAAACCAUUCUUUCUUUCUUUCUUCUUCAAAUUUUAAUAUCAAUGGGUCGACCAACUUUCUUGGUGUUUGAAUCCCCAAAUAAAUGCUGUUUUUCAAACCCAAGAGAGUGAGAAACCUGGAUUCCCUUCUCUAUAUAACUCCACGCCCCUUAGUACUCAUCAAACAAACCGAACAACACCGUUCGUAUCACUAGAGUUGUUGCAUACGCUACCAUGGGAGACGGGAAGAACAAGAACAAGAACAAGAACAAGAAGGUUUCGUGGAGAUCACGAUCGUCUUUCGGGAGCUAUAUUAGAGAGCAAAAAGGAAGACUUUACAUUAUUCGAAGCUGCAUCGUAAUGCUCCUCUGUUGGCAUGACUGACUCCGUUGUUCGUAUCGUCUUGUUUUUAAUUUUCACGAAAAGGGUUCGUACCCGUAGAGAUGUUUUGUUCGAGCAUCAUUUGAAAUCCCGACAAAUUGAGUUGAUCGGUGAUGAUAAUAGCUUAGAUUUGAGCUGGGUGAUUGUAGUAGUCUCCAUUUUCCAUCUUCAAAUGU